Messenger RNA from Vespa velutina, 4785 nucleotides. It is a transcript of the gene sws, whose product is annotated as neuropathy target esterase sws. Gene Ontology annotation, biological process: phosphatidylcholine metabolic process. Gene Ontology annotation, molecular function: phosphatidylcholine lysophospholipase A1 activity. The record is from RefSeq and is a predicted model, not a curated record. The transcript has 17 exons. Bases 264 to 4424 code for a protein of 1386 amino acids. Gene Ontology annotation, cellular component: endoplasmic reticulum. Lineage: Eukaryota; Metazoa; Arthropoda; Insecta; Hymenoptera; Vespidae.
CAUUGCGAAAGUUAUUUUUAAUUUUUUAUGUUUCUUAUUAUGGUAGCUCGUAAUUUUCUAUACUACUGUUAGAAAUGAAACCACGAGCAUAUAAGACGCCAGUGUAAUAAUACGUUGGUCGAUAAAAGAAGGAGCAAAUGGUUAACUGUCUCCUUCAAUCCGCACUGCUUCGUCUAUCUUUUCCACUUAUGUUCUCGUGACGUUCCUCAUUCAUAUUCCUACAUCGUGGAAGCGCAGAACAGAAAAAGAGAUGACUACUCAUUAUGGAGGUAGUUGAAUUAUUUAGCAAAAUCAAUGAGAAUUUUGGAUCAUACGCCUUUUCGAGAUGGAUCGGAUCAUUCAUCGAAGGAUAUCAAACAUCAAAGACCCUAUACAUAAUUAUUUUAUCCGUUAUAUUGAUUCUAUUGAUAAUAACAAUAAUUAUUUUACGGAAAUGGAAAAACAAGGAGUUCCUUCCAGAGGUCAAGGAAUUUGUAGUAGGCAGUGGCAAGCCAAGAUUCAGAAAAAGAGACAAAGUUUUAUUCUAUGGAAGAAAAAUGUUACGCAAAGUGAAAUCUAUAGGUGGACAAGUACAUCCUACUGGUCAAGGGAAAAAGAGAAGAGCUGUUAUGAGAUUUGCACGCAGACUCUUGCAAUUGAAAAAAGAAUCUGUGCCUCAACAAUUGAAGGUAUUAGAACCACCAGCGGAGUAUCUAGAAGAAGAUCAUGGUCCAGGAGAUAGAGUACCUCCUGAUGCUUUGUACAUGUUACAAAGUAUCAGAGUAUUCGGUCAUUUUGAGAAACCUGUUUUUCUAACAUUAUGUAAACAUACGGAAAUUAUGAAUUUACCGGCUGGAAGUAUUUUAUUUAAAAUUGGUGACCCAGAUGAGAAUCUGUUCAUCGUACAACAGGGUCUUGUUAAUGUAUUCAUAACUGGACCCGAUGGUUCUCAAAUUCCUUUAAAACUAGUUAAAACUGGAGAAUCUGUAACCAGUCUUCUAAGUUUUACUGAUGUACUUACCGGUCACACGAGUACUUAUAAAACUGUUUCUGCAAGAGCCGUGGAAGAUUCUGUUGUGGUCAAAUUACCAAUGAGUGCUUUUCAAGAGGUUUUUCAGGAUCAUCCAGAUGCAUUUGUUCGAGUUAUCCAGGUCAUUAUGGUUCGUCUACAACGUGUAACGUUUACAGCAUUGCAUCAAUAUUUAGGUCUUUCUGCAGAAUUAGUUAAUCAAGGAACUCAUAAGAAAAAACAAAGCUCAUUUUCUGGCUCACCUGUUAGAUCAAGAACGAGAGAGAAUUUUGCUACGCAAAACGCGGACACUAUGCCUAGUAGUAUGAAUUUAGCAACUGCAUUGGAUCAAUACGAUGGAAAUGAUAUUAUACAUAAAGAAGCUAAUACUUCUCAGCCUAUACCUAUAAUAGUUAAUAGAAGAUCAAAAACCACUCAGGAUUGGAAAAAUCCAACUCAAAACUCUCAAUCAGGUCAAAGCACUUCUGUUACCGUACCAGAAUGUGACACUUAUUGGGCAAAUUCAUCAAUGACGGGAGGACAUCAAUCCUCCCAAAGCGCUCAAUCGCAGAAUACUCAACCUGACAUUAUACAUACAGGAAGUGUUCAUCCACCUAAAAAGAAAUCUAUCAAUGAAACAACGCAACAGUUGGAUGAGGCACAACUUGUGCAAAUUGCAACUGAAGCAUUCGUUAAAGAACUUGGUUUGGAAGAUGAUAACGUUCUUAAGGAUGGAAAAAUUCAACUGAAAGAAGUACCAGCGGGGACAUAUUUAAUGAAAGAAGAAUCUCAUAAAGAUGUUGCGCUUGUAUAUGUAUUAUCUGGCUCUCUCAUAGUCAGUCAACGUGUCCCGGAAGGUCGUGAUGCAGGACAAGAAGUUCAUAUGUUUAGUGCACAUCAGGGAGAAAUAGUUGGAGGUUUGGCGGUAUUGACUGGAGAACCUUCUUUUUAUACGAUUAGAGCAAAACAUCCCAGUCGGAUUGCACUACUUAGCAAAUCCACCUUUUUUGCGAUCAUGCGUGAACAACCUACUGUUGUAUUGCAUGUAGCUCAUACUGUCGUCAGACGACUAAGUCCUUUUGUGAGGCAGGUGGAUUUUGCCUUGGAUUGGUUGUUUCUUGAAAGUGGAAGAGCCGUUUAUCGUCAAGGAGAUGAAUCGGAUUCAACUUUUAUAGUCUUAAGUGGACGACUAAGAUCUGUAAUUACUUAUAAAAAUGGGAAAAAGGAACUCGUCGCAGAAUAUGGAAAAGGAGACUUAGUGGGAAUCGUAGAGAUGGUCACGCAGACCCCCAGAUCUACUACUGUUAUGGCAGUUCGAGAUUCUGAAUUGGCAAAACUACCUGAAGGUUUAUUUAAUGUAAUCAAAUUACGAUAUCCCAUUGUUGUAACAAGGCUUAUCAAUUUACUUGGUCAUCGAAUAUUGGGUACGUGGCAACAAGCGCAUACUAAAAAUGGUGCCAAUGAUACCCAAAGAGCAGCUGCAACAGUUGAUGCGAGACCAGCACAAGUGAACUUCUCAACAGUAGCUAUAGUUCCUGUAUCAGACGAUGUUCCUUUAACUGCAUUUACCUAUGAAUUAUAUCAUUCAUUGUGUGCUAUUGGACCUUGUCUACGAUUAACUUCGGAUGUUGUUCGAAAGACUUUGGGUACCACAAUUAUGGAACCUAUGAAUGAAUAUAGAUUAACAUCAUGGCUAGCACAACAAGAGGAUCAACAUCGAAUUUCUUUAUAUCAGUGUGAUUCAACAUAUACGUUAUGGACUCAAAGAUGUGUACGACAAGCAGACUGUAUAUUGAUAGUAGGUUUAGGUGAUCGCCCUCCGUCUAUAGGACGUACUGAACGUGAGGUAGAACGUUUGGUCAUGCGUACGCAAAAGGAAUUAGUACUUUUACAUAAGGAACAAAGUGGACAACGGCCUACGAAUACUGUACAGUGGUUAAACAUGAGAUCAUGGGUCUCCAGUCAUCAUCACAUUCAAUGUCCAAAACGAAUGUUUACUAGAAGAUCUCAAUAUAGAAUUAAUGAAUUAUAUUCAAAAGUAUUAAUGUCUGAGCCAAACGUACACAGCGAUUUUAGUAGAUUAGCACGUUGGUUGACAGGUACCUCGGUUGGCUUAGUACUUGGAGGAGGAGGUGCUAGAGGUGCAGCGCAUGUUGGAAUGCUUAAAGCUAUUAUAGAAGCUGGUAUUCCAAUAGAUAUGGUUGGCGGAGUUAGUAUCGGUGCUUUUAUGGGUGCAUUGUGGUGUAUGGAAAAAAAUAUAACAACGACAACACAAAAGGCUCGUGAAUGGUCUAAGAAAAUGACCCAAUGGUGGAGACAAAUUUUGGACUUAACGUAUCCUAUGACAUCAAUGUUCUCGGGCAAAGAUUUUAAUAAAACUAUCCAAACAACUUUUGGAGAUACUUAUAUAGAAGAUCUAUGGCUUCCAUUUUUCACUAUCACUACUGAUAUUACUGAUUCCUGCAUGCGCACACAUACACAUGGAUCGCUGUGGCGUUACAUUCGGGCUUCGAUGUCAUUAUCUGGUUAUAUGCCACCCAUGUGUGAUCCUGUUGAUGGCCAUCUCCUACUCGACGGCGGGUACGUCAAUAACCUUCCAGGUUUACUAUGGAGAUACAUUCGAGCCAGUAUGACUAUUGCUGGUGUCUUUCCUCCUAUUUGCGAUCCUCUUGAUGGGCAUCUUUUGGUCGACGGGUGUUAUGUUAAUAACGUGCCAGCUGACGAAAUGUUGAGACAAGGAGCUCAUCACAUCUUGGCUAUCGAUGUUGGAUCACAAGAUGACACUGAUUUAACAAACUAUGGUGAUUCUUUGUCCGGGUGGUGGUUAUUGUGGAAACGUUGGAAUCCAUUUGCAACACCAGUCAAAGUUCCUAAUCUGCCAGAUAUCCAAUCACGAUUAGCGUACGUUAGUUGUGUCAGACAAUUGGAGGAAGUAAAGAAUUCUGAUUAUUGUGAAUAUAUCAGACCUCCUAUCGACAAAUUCAAGACCCUUCAGUUUACCAACUUUGAUGAAAUCAAAGAAGUUGGAUACCAACAUGGAAAAACAUAUUUUGAAGGACAAUCUAAAGCAGGCGUUCUUCCAAGAUUUAACGCUGACAGAGAAAAUGCAAAAGCCUUGCGAGAAAGGAAACAAGCAGAAAAUCAACUAUCUGUUUCUUCUUAUACUUUUACCGAUCUAGCACAAAUGGUAUGCAAAGUAUCGAGAGGUAAUCGAUACGUAGAUUUGGACAUUGAUUCUGAUUCGGAUGAAAUGGAAGAAUACGAAGCAGAUUUAGAGGAAGAUGCACAAGAAGUAGGCUACGCUUCUGAACCCACUGCCGGUAUCUUAGAUCAGAGCCCUGAAGAUAAUCGUCUUAGAAGAAGAACAGGUGUGUCCCUUAGUUUAUCGGAUACUGAAGCAGAGUCUGAAGUAGAAUAUCAUCCAAAGAUGUUUUGAAAGAAAUUAUUAGAAAAAUUCUAAUAUCCUAUUUCUAAUGUUCAUUUAUUCUUAAAAAAAAAAAAAAGAAAAAAAAGAGGAAAAAAACAAAGAAAAAAAAAACAAAAAAGAUAUUGUAUGUAGCGGUUCCGUUUGUUAUAUAAAAAAAAAAAAAAAAAAAAAAAAAAAGAAAAAAAAAAAAUUGUUAUCUUAUAUAUACACUCAAGUUUUAUUAAAAAUAAUUCCAUUUAUAUUGAAGUACAAAUAAACUGUCCACAAAUAGUCGUCAUUUAGAAGCUCCGUUAUACGCACUGUAAAUGUAUCACAAUGCAAUGUAUCGAUAUUGUAUAGUUACAAUAUAAUUUUAAUAUUUCUACACACA